Uranotaenia lowii is the source of this 2260-nucleotide messenger RNA. RefSeq names its product probable cytochrome P450 301a1, mitochondrial (gene Cyp301a1). The coding region runs from base 384 to 2135 and encodes 583 amino acids. The transcript has 7 exons. Gene Ontology annotation, molecular function: heme binding; oxidoreductase activity, acting on paired donors, with incorporation or reduction of molecular oxygen; monooxygenase activity. NCBI's taxonomy places the organism in Eukaryota, Metazoa, Arthropoda, Insecta, Diptera, Culicidae. The record is from RefSeq and is a predicted model, not a curated record.
UUUCUGAUUUUUAAACUUGUGCUUAGAGGUGCGCGCGUGUCAGAUUUUUCAUUCACGAGUACGCGAUGGUGUUUUUUUUAGUGUCAGUUCCACAUCUCCACAUCGAUGAUGUGUGGCCCCCAAUUGAUCAAUGCUAGCAGAUAUGUGGUUGAAUGUGCGUUUUGAGGUUACGGUGCAAGAGUUCUGUGUCAGUCAACGCGAUCAGCCGCGAUCAAUGCUGGCCACAUCCGAAUCCGUGUGUAUGUCGUGUCGCGGGGUGACGAAAUCUUUCUUGACAGCUGGCAACCUCACCUAGUUGGUUUUAGAGCCUGUCAACAUAGCAAGCGACUGAUAAGCUCCAAGUGAAAUUCCCACGUUUUCAAGAAAACUUAAAAAAAAACAUAAUGAACAGCACCCGGCAUCGGCUGAUACGCAGCCUCAACAGGCUAGCAUCCACAUCGGUUACGUCGGCCGCUCCUUCCGGUCCUGCAACGGCAACGACACAAGCCUCCAGCCAAUCCAGCACAAGCACAUCCGGCAAACCAACUCCCAGCAAAAUUCCCAGUUCCAGCUAUGCCACCUCGACCUGUCCUCACAUGAUGGAAGUGGCCGGAGCAACCGGAGAAACCGGUGUUGUCAGCUCCCGGCUUCAGCAUGCAUUCCAACAGACUCCACCGACCAUCAAACUGGAAAAUGCACGGCCGUAUUCGGAGGUUCCGGGCCCAAAACCACUUCCAAUUCUCGGAAACACAUGGCGCGUCUUCCCCAUCAUCGGUCAAUACAAAAUUUCUGAUGUCGCUAUGAUAUCGUUUCUGCUGUAUGAACAUUUCGGAAAAAUCGUACGGCUCGGUGGUUUGAUUGGGCGACCUGAUCUGCUGUUUGUCUACGAUCCGGAUGAAAUAGAAAAGGUCUAUCGAAACGAAGGUCCAACGCCGUUCCGGCCCUCGAUGCCAAGUCUGGUCAAGUACAAGAGCGAACUAAGGAAGGAUUUCUUCGGUGAUCUACCCGGUGUCGUGGGAGUUCACGGUGAACCCUGGCGCGAGUUUCGUUCCCGAGUCCAAAAACCGGUGCUGCAGCUAUCGACCGUCCGCCGCUACGUAGCUCCUCUGGAACAAGUAACGGAGGAGUUCAUUGACCGAUGUAACCAGCUGUUGGACUCGAAUCAGGAACUUCCGGACGAUUUCGACAACGAAAUUCACAAAUGGUCCCUGGAAUGUAUCGGUCUGGUGGCUUUGGAUACUCGCCUAGGGUGCUUGGAACCCAAUCUGGACCCCAACUCGGAACCUCAACAGAUUAUUAACGCGGCCAAGUAUGCACUUCGGAACGUUGCCACCUUGGAACUGAAGGCUCCUUAUUGGCGGUACUUCCCAACACCUUUAUGGACUAAAUAUGUCAAUAAUAUGGACUAUUUCGUGAAGGUUUGUAUGAAAUACAUCAAGAACGCAACCCAACGGAUGCGGAUGAACGAAGGACGAGCACUGGAUGGAGAGCCUUCUCUGUUAGAACGUGUUAUCAAAAGCGAGAACAGCGACAAACUAGCCGUCGUUAUGGCAUUGGAUUUGAUCCUGGUUGGUAUCGAUACUAUCUCGAUGGCCGUCUGCUCGAUAUUGUAUCAGCUGGCAACACGGCCAGUCGAACAGCAGAAAGUGCAUGAAGAGCUCAAGCGGCUCAUGCCUGAUCCGAAGACCCCUCUCACGAUUCAGCUGCUCGAUCAAGCUCACUACCUUAAGGCGUUCAUCCGAGAGGUUCUUCGAGUAUACAGUACGGUUAUAGGGAAUGGUCGAACCCUCCAGGAGGACACCGUUAUCUGCGGUUACCGAAUUCCAAAAGGGGUCCAAUGCGUCUUCCCGAGCCUGGUGACGGGCACGAUGGAGGAAUACGUCACCGAUGCCAAGACCUUCAAGCCGGAGCGUUGGCUCAAGGCCAAUCAGGGCGGCACCGGAGACAAGCUGCACCCGUUCGCUUCGCUGCCGUAUGGUUACGGAGCCCGGAUGUGUCUGGGGCGUCGCUUUGCCGAUUUGGAGAUGCAAAUACUGCUGGCUAAGCUGCUCCGGUCCUACAAGCUCGAGUACCACCACGACCCGUUGAAGUACGUAGUGACGUUCAUGUACGCGCCCGAGGGAGCUCUGAAGUUCAAAAUGACACCCAGGGAGUGAAAGUCCCGAAGAUUUAUGUGUGCCGAUUUUUUUUUAUUAGGUUUACGAAAAUUGUUAUGUAAAUAAUCUGUACGGUUGUCUUAUAAUCUAAAGUACCUAUUUUAUAAAUAAAGUUUUCUACCCUA